This is a messenger RNA of Aegilops tauschii subsp. strangulata, 800 nucleotides long. RefSeq lists its product as uncharacterized. The record is from RefSeq and is a predicted model, not a curated record. Lineage: Eukaryota; Viridiplantae; Streptophyta; Magnoliopsida; Poales; Poaceae.
AUGCCUGGCUUCCACGUGUACCCGCAGGCCUCCCGCCUCUCUGGAGAGUGCUCGCCCAACGUGAGCGUGGUCGCGCCUUCCACGCCCGCGCCCGUGCCCAUCGACCUCAACGCCACCCCGGUGGCCAGUGGCUCGUCAUCCGGCGGCGCGAGGAAACGCGCGCGGCAGACGCCGGCGGGCCUGCUCCCGGACGCCCGCAACCUGUUCAAGGGAAUGCCGUCCACCGUCGACGAGGACUACAUGCAGAACCUCAUCUUUGAGGGCGGUGGGCCGGCCGCUGGCUACGAUCCCGACGAGACACAAAGCCAGGACGGCCGCGGGCCGUUCACGCCGGCCGCUGGCUAUGAUCCCAACCAGGCGGCCUUCAUGCGUGAUCAGGUCGGCAUCGACCUGGAUGGCUUCCCACUCGACCACGAGUUUCCGGACGACUACGGGCUAGAGGAAGAGGACGAGUGCGACAUCGAAGUGGAGCCUUUGUUCGAGGACGAGCUCGCCAACCAAGCCGCCGGUCCUAAGCCGAAGCGCAAGAGCAAGCGCACGAAGGCAUACACGGCUGCCGAGGACAAGCUUCUUUGCGAGUGUUGGCGAGACAUUGGACAAGUCCCCAAGACGGGCGCCGAACAAAAGCAUUCAACCUUUUGAAUUCGUGUCCACCGAGAGUUUCAUGGGCGCAAGAAGUUUCCGCCUUACCAAUUUGUGAGCACACGUGGGUGGGUGUCCAUUUCCAAGCGAUGGAGGGUGAUCCAACAAGAGUGCAACAAGUUUUGCGCCACUCUUGAGAGCGUCAAGGCCCGCCCCGU